GUUUAAACACUGUUUGACAUUGUUUGGCACUGUUUGGCACUUUUUUAUGUAGAUUAUUUGUCAUAUAAGGAAAGUUUUGAAGUGUGAAGUUAAUUUCGGGACUGCCCGAAAAGGAAAGUGAGAAGUUAAUUUUGGGACAGAGGGAGUAUUAAGAAAGAAUUGUAAAGUCUUCGGUGGCCGUCUCCCUUCUUUUAGGGUUUUCUUCUCCCGUCACCUUCAAUUCGGUCGUCGUUGAGGGAUGGUGCGGGUUUGGUUGAUUUUUCUAGUGUGCCCUGGGCCUGAUUCAGAGGGGCCCUACGAGUGAUUGUCCUCUUCUUUUGAGGUUGUGGUUCGAAUCGUUGAUUCCGACGAUUCCAGCCACGUUUGUGUUCGAGCCGGCGGCGUUGGAUACGUCGAUGGAUAAAGUUGCUGUGCGGGUGGACGGGGGUGGGUGGUUGAGAUCGCCCUCUGUUUUGAUGGUUCGGAUAGGAUGGGCGGCGUUUGAGUGCCGAAGCUGGGAUUCUUAUCGGCUAUCUUGUAGGAGGCGGCGGCUCUAUCAUAUGGGAAAGUUGACUUUCAUGAGUUAUUCUUUCCUUUCUUGUACAACAGGGUUUGAUUGGGGGGCUCGUUUAUGGUCUACAAGUGUUGUGGGUGCGUUUUUUCAUUUUAAGAAUAAAGCUUCACGGUGCGAGUGUUUGUGUUGCUGGAGCAUGGUUUGUAGCUUCAUUGGUGUAGCAAUUGCAGGGGGCAAAAAGGAUAUAUUGGAAAUUGUGGUAGUGAAUCAACAGGGGAUCAUUCAAGAUGCAGUGUUGAAGAUGAAGGAAAAAAAGAUGAAGUGUCGAUGGUCCAUCCCCCUCCGGAAACACCGCCAAAAAAUGAAGAACAAGAAGAGUUGGAGCUCCGGAAGACAGAACAAGAUUUAUAUUUUAUAGGCUUUUUGCUAUUUAAUUUUUUUGAUCAUAUUGUUUGCAUUUUCUUUGGUUUUUGUUAUUACUUUAAGACUGUGGUUUUAGUUUUGGGUGAUGGGAGGUCUGCUUUAACCGUCUUUGACUCAGUUACGCCCAAUAAUGGAUCAACGAGUUAUAUUGCUUUUUUGGAGAUGAUAAACUCUGAGUCUGGUCCGAGCUGAGGGUCAGCGGCUGCUAGCGGUACAGCCGUUUGUCUUUUUAACCCAUUUGUAAAUGCCGUGAUAUGAAUAUAACCCAUCUCUAUUGACUAUCAUCAAAAUAUAAUAAUUGCCAAAUUCACGACAUUUUGCAUCUUUCACGGGUAAACUAGCUAUGACCCAAUGGAUGUGCCGCUUUAAGAUGAUAUCUGAUCAAUUGCUUUUAGACAUUUGAUUAGUCAUUUAUGUGAAUGGGGGAGCUUUAUAAGGGUGUUGCCUCCAUUAAUUAACUAGUCCAUUUUGAUCAAAUAUGAGUUAACUAGAGAGGUUGAUAGUAUUUGGUAAUUGAUGUGAGUUAUUGACUGGUUGAAAUUUAUUUGACAGUUACUUGGGCAUUAAAUCUCUUCAAAUUGAUUUCAUUACAAAAUUAAAGAUAGAGCUCCCGGAGUUGAAUUUGUGAAGCACAAAGUGAAUAUGGCAUACUUGCUCUAUUGGGAUGGAAGCACUUAGAGAGUUGGUUUUGACUUUUCAUUUUUUUGUUCAUCCCUAGGGGCUAUGUAAAUGUAUGUUAUGAGGAACCAUAAACUCAAUUUAAUGGUAUAUUAUGUAAUGUCAUAUUAUAAGGAUCAUCUUAAAUGUGGAAAUACAGAUUAAAUUAUGUAUUCAUUGUGAUACUUUCAUGUGACUUUUUGUUACAUUUUGUUGCAUGGUUGUGAAGUUGUUUUGUUGCUUUUUAUUGUAUCAUGUUGCUUUUUGUUUAAUCUUAUUUCUUUUUUGUUUCUCAUUGCUUAUUUAUUUGUUGAUUGUAGAUUUUUUAUUUUUGUUGUUUAUUUAGGCUUCUAUUCAUGUUUGUUGGUUCGAAAUAAAAACCACAUAUGUAGCCUGGUGUUAAAUUUUAAGGAAAUCCACAUGAAACAUGAAUAAACAAUAAAAAAUCAAAAUUUGCGAACUAUCAGCAAAAAGAAACAUAAUGAAACAAUAUGCAAUAAAAACUAACAAUAAUAUGCUUGGGGUAUAAUAAUUAAUUUUUGGAACUAAAAAUAUCAAAUCACAUUGUUUAUUGUACUUUUUUUAUUAUGUAGGUUUCCAUCUUUUCAGUGCUUUGAAAUAAAAAUCACUUAGGUACCCUAAUGUUAAAUUUUAAGGAAAUCCACAGGAAACAUGAAUAAACAAUAAAAGAAAAACUAAAUUUGCAAUAAUUUUAUCAACAAAAAGAAACAAAAUGAAACUAAAUGCAAUAAAAACUAACAAUAAUUUUCCCUGGCGAUGAUAAUUUUUUCCAACUAAAAUAUAUCAAAUUACAAAAUUCAAAUUAUAAUUUCUUACUUUAUUAAAAGCAUUCUACAUAUUUCGAUUCAUGUCAUGUGAUGUGCCUAGGUAAUACUUUAUCCUUUUUAUUUGAUCUUUUAUAUGUAUAUUCAUCUCUUUUAUAUUAUCUUUUUUAUAAUAGCUUAUCUUUUUUAUCUUUAUUUUCGUCCUUUUCCUUUUGGUGAUAUCAUAUAUCGAUUCAUGUUAGACGACCCCAAUAUCGUUUGGGACUAAGGCUUGGAUGUUGUUGUUGUAUUAAAAGCAUUCUACAUUUCAGAUAUUUUAAUUGUUUCACACUUCUUAUUUUUGGUAAUAUAAUUUUAUAUUUUCUAGUGGUUUUUAGUCCUUUAAUCGUUUUCUUCUACUUUUUAUAACACUUACUUUUUUAAAAUAUAUGUUUUUAUUUGAUUAUUUUGGAAGUUUUUGUAAUUUAUAUUCUAGAAAUUUUAACUUUCCUAAACAGUUGUGAUGUUUAUCAUAAUUUUCAAUACUUUAAAAAAUAAAUUAUUUGAUUUUAUAUACUGAUUUUUUGCAAUUUUAUGAUUUUAGAUCUUUCAAAAUAUUAUUUACAUUUUUAGUUUUUGAAAAACAAAUCCUAUUUUCUACAUACUCAUACGUAGCAUAUUUCUAUAUUUAUAUUUUUCCCUUUUAUUAAUUUCACAUAAAUUUGAUUUUUUAUAUUUUUAUUGUUUUAUAUUAUGUAUAUAAAUUAUGGAGUAUGAGUUUUAAUGUAAUUACAUUACAGAAAACCCCAUUGUCUUACAAUUUUGUGACGUUUUAAAAUUUUUGAAUUUUAUUUCAACUUUUUCAUUUCUAUGUUUUUUAAAUAUGUUUCUGAUCUAUUUUUAAUAUUUUAAUCCCUUUGUUGAGUUUUUAAUUUAAUUUAGAAGUUUUGAACCUCGAUUUUUUAUAAUGAAUUCUUUUUCUUAUUUUAAGUAUUUUUAUUUCCAAAAUUCCCCCUACUUAUUUUCAUCUUUUUUACAUUUGACUGUUUUUACAUUAUUUAUUUUUUAGAAUAAGAAUUGAGUAAUUCUUAGAAUUUGUAUUGGAACAAAUAUGGUGCGUACAGUGGAGUUGGAACCUCACGUUCAUUUCUUGGAAGUAUAGAUUCCAGCAGGAGGUUAUAUGCUAUGUUGCACGGAUACGGAUACGCCGAUACGCGGAUACGCGAAUAUAAUACGGGUACGGCGAUACGGCAAUUUAAAAAAUUAUAGGAUACGGGUACGGGGUAUAUUUAUAAAUAAUAAAAAUAUAGGGUAUAAUUUGCAAAUAUAUAUAUAAUUCAUGGGUUCAUAAAUAAAAUAAUAAUAGUACAAAAAAUUAACUAUUAUAAUAAAAUUUCAAAGAUUAGUCUAAAAAAACCAAAAAAACAAAAGUACUAAUAUUUUGAUUUAAAUUCAAACAACAUUUUUUUGUUCUCUAUUUGCAUUUACAUCUAUGUCUUGUUUCAAUUAAAACUCAUCAAGCAAUGAAAUGAGAAAUUAUAGUAUUCCAUUAUUUUCCAUACUCCCGAAACCAUCUUUGUCAAUGUUCCACAUGUUGUGGUCACUUAGGCGGCUACUAAAUUUUCGUCAUGUCGUGUAUCAAAUGAGGGGCUAUAGGGUCAGAUACGCGUAUCGGUUCACGGAUAUGGGUAUCGGAAGUAUCGGUAUUUUUAAAAUCAAGCCCGAUACUUUUAUUAAAUUACGGAUACGGACCCUAUACGUACAGGAUGCGUAUCGGUGAGUAUCGAAUAUGGAUACGUAUCGGAUACGCGGAUACGGCAUCGAGGUGAAGUAUCGGUGCAACAUAGGUUAUAUGUACGUAAUACGCGCUAUUUGUGAAAAGUUAAUUAUAGUAAGUUUAUUUUUGAAAUAAGUUUUAAAAAAUGAAAAAUGUGACAUUACUUUGUCCUUGCGAAAAAUUCCCAAAAAAGAUGUGAAAGAAUUACUUAUCCAAAUUCUUUCAAUUCAUAUAAACUGGCCCAUUGCAAAACCUAAGUUACACUACUCCGUAUAUAACAAUGCAUUUUCCAUCAUCCGUACAACUCAUCUAAAGAAUCAUCCGAUAGGCUUGGCUUCGUUACUUUUCGGUGGUUCAUUCGAUGAAAUCCUCUAAAGAAGCAUAGAGCAGGUUGUUAUGGCUUCGUUACUUUUUAGAUGUGAUUUCUUCCUAAAGCCUAUUUUAUUGUUUUUCAUCUUUGGCUAUUGUCCUCUUAUCUCACUAUUUCUGUGGUUCAAUAAAUAAUACUACCUCCGUCCCAUAUUUAUCUUCAUAGUUCGGUUUACGAUGCUUGACUGACGAUAAAGCAACUCGAUCCCUGUUCACACUCGGAUUAUUUUUAGUAAAUAAAAUUUACAUAUUCAGAAACUACAUUAAAACCGCUACAAAGCCUGAUCAAGAAAAUUUAAGUUUGAUAAAAAUUUGAUAUAUAAAGUAAAAGAUUAAGAGUAAUUUGAAUAUCUGAUAAAGUAACUAUGAAGAUAAUUUUGGGACGGAGGGAGUAUCGUUAUUGCUACUACGUAUUUAGUAUUGAAUCACCCCUUUACCCGACCAACCAUAUGUUGACGGUGGCUGAGAGCAGAUCCCUGGAUCUCAGGCCAUGACCUACUAUACUCUCGGGAAUUGGGUAUAUCCCUUACAUCUCUUCCUUUAGUUUGAUUUUUUUGCAUCUAUGCCACUUAUUAUGUUUUUAUCAGUUUUGAUUUGAGAUAUUAUCAAAAAUGGGACUAAAAAAGUUUGGAAAUUCCAAAAUAGGACUUCCAUGUUUUUAUUCCCGAAAUAGGACUAAUUACUGUCAUGUUUUGGCAGUACCAGACUUCAAACAUGGCAGUAUUUUCCAAAUUUGGCAGUAAUUAGUCCUAUUUUGGGAAUAAAAACAUGACAGUCCUAUUUUGGAAUUUUCAAACUUUUUUAGUCCUAUUUCGGGAACUUUCCCUUUUGAUUUGGGUGCAUGACUCCAAUCUGUGAUGUGCGUCUGUGUUUAUGUGUGUGUGUAUAUUCAGAUUUCCUUAAAUUCAUUAUAAUAUGUAGUUCUUAUAUUUUAUUAAAUUUAUUAUAAAUUUGUAUGCUGACAUUUGUUUUGAAAGCGUAUGCUGACGGUUAAGUUUCUGGGUUAUAAGCUUGUAUAUUGAACUUUUAAAGUACGUAGAGCACAAUACCAAAGUGUUUAUUCAUAAAAUGUGUGAAGCCCUGUACUUUCCAAUAAACAAAUGUGUUCUGAACUGGAUACAUGGCCGGUCCUAGGGGGAGGGCAGCAGGGGCGACCGUCCUAGGCCCGAAAAAAAAGUAGAAAGAAAAUUAGGCCCAAGUUUUUUUCUUUAUAUGUAAUCUGAGUAUGCUUCUUUUUUAUUUAUAACUUAAAUUAAUUAAUUAGACCUAAUGUGUAAUUUUUGUUGACAAUUUGAGAAUUUUAAAACAUAAGUAAAAAGUCUUGAACAGAGCUAGAAAAGUUUUAAGGCUAAAGGGUCAAAUAGGUACAUGAACUAACUUAAAGUGUUCAAUUAGUC
This is a messenger RNA of Cuscuta epithymum, 5880 nucleotides long. NCBI's taxonomy places the organism in Eukaryota, Viridiplantae, Streptophyta, Magnoliopsida, Solanales, Convolvulaceae. The record is from the annotation of a GenBank genome assembly.